GUAAUAUGUAUUAUGGGUGCUUGGAAGGGUUGCCUGGUCCGGAAGAUCUCCAUAACGUCGCUUUGAUCAUAUUAUCAUUUUUAGAAACGUGAACCAAUCAUGAUUGAUAUUGUUUUGGAUAGUUUGCGUGGAUUUAAUACUUGCGUAGUGAAAAAGAAGGCUACGGUUGGCCUAGUUGAAUAUGUAAACGUGAAGCUCGCCUAAGCAGAAGCAUCCGAACGUGCAUCGGUAGAAUCAGGCUCGGUGUCCACAGCGUUACCUUGGUUAGAGAUCAACAAGCCGCCCCCUCAUAUCGCAGGAGCAAACACGCACUCCGUGAUGAUACUGUCUCGUACCAAACCAGCUGUGGGGGGAGAUGCACCCAUCGGCUUAAAUGAGAAGAAAAACAAAAGUAGGACGAAGAAGAUCCCCGACCUAGAAGAAUAUCUACAGCAGAGGGACUACCUUGGGGCCUUGACACUUUUAGAGUUCCAAAGAGAUGUGGGGGAGAGAGAGGAACAUGCAGACCUUUGGAUGGGCUACUGUGCGUUUCAUCUCGGGGAUCACAAGAGAGCAAUGGAGGUUUACAAGACUCUGAGCGAGAAAGCAGAGUGUCCAGUGGAGGUGUGGGUCUAUCUGGCCUGCACCAUGUUUCUGCUGGGCCUUUACAAGGAAGCUGAGGAGGCUGCAUCCAAGGCUCCCACAUCCCCACUACAGAAUCGACUCCUCUUCCACCUGGCUCACAAGUUCAACGAUGAGAAGAAACUGAUGGGCUUCCACCAGAACCUUGAGGACGUGACGGAGGACCAGCUGAGCCUGGCUUCCAUUCACUACAUGCGCUCCCACUAUCAGGAAGCCAUCGACAUCUACAAACGCAUCCUACUGCAAAACAGAGACUUCCUGGCCCUGAAGGUGUAUGUGGCCCUGUGUUACUACAAGCUGGACUACUACGAUGUGUCACAGGAAGUACUGGCGGUCUACCUGCAGAGCAUCCCUGACUCCACCAUCGCCCUGAACCUGAAGGCCUGCAACCACUUCAGGCUGUACAACGGCAAGGCAGCCGAGGCUGAGCUGAAGAACUUAAUGGACAUCUCUUCCUGCUCCUUUGAGUUUGCUAAAGAGCUUAUUCGACACAACCUGGUUGUGUUCCGUGCCGGAGAAGGGGCCUUACAGGUGCUUCCUCCUCUAAUCGAUGUGAUUCCAGAAGCCCGCCUCAACCUGGUCAUCUACUACCUCAGACAAGAUGACAUCCAAGAGGCGUAUAACCUAAUCAAGGACCUGGUGCCCACCACUCCACAGGAGUAUAUCCUGAAAGGAGUGGUCAACGCUGCCCUGGGACAGGAAAUUGGUUCGAGGGACCACCUGAAGAUUGCUCAACAAUUUUUCCAAUUGGUUGGGGGGUCGGCCAGUGAAUGUGACACCAUCCCCGGAAGGCAGUGCAUGGCCUCCUGUUUCUUCCUCCUCAGACAGUUUGAGGACGUCCUCAUUUAUCUCAACUCUGUCAAGAGCUACUUCUACAACGAUGACACCUUCAACUUUAACUAUGCACAGGCCAAAGCAGCCCUGGGAAACUACAGGGACGCAGAGGAGGUGUUCCUGCUCAUUCAGAGUGAGAAGAUCAAGAACGACUACGUUUACCUGAGCUGGCUGGCACGCUCCUACAUCAUGAACCAGAAGGGCCGGUUGGCCUGGGAGCUGUACCUCAACAUGGGCACCUCCUCGGACGCCUUCGCUCUGCUGCAGCUCAUCGCUAACGACUGCUACAAGAUGGGCCAGUUCUUCUACGCGGCCAAGGCAUUUGACGCUCUGGAGAAACUGGACCCCGACUCCAACUACUGGGAGGGCAAGAGGGGAGCCUGCGUGGGCAUCUUCCAGCUCAUCCUGGCUGGGAGAGAGUCCAGGGAGAUGCUGAAAGACGUGCUGCCCCUGCUCCGCAGCUCAGGAAACCCCCAGGUGGAAUACAUCAUCCGGACCCUGAGGAAAUGGGCCAAGGAAAACCGAGUGGCUCUCUCAUAACAAUAGUUACACAAUACAAUAUUAUGGUCUGGCGUCAUUCAAGCACAGCUACAUUAUGCAACAUUCUGCAGUUACCAAUGAUUUACCGGGAUAUAUUUUUCUUGUAUAGGUUUUUGUUAUUAUUGUGCUCUUGUGUAUAAUAUGUCAUGAUGCCAUAUCCUUUUAUGCAGCAGGAAUAAAGGAGCAUGGAGCUAUUUAUCUGUUAUCGGUUAUACAGUUUUACAAGUGUCAAUUUUAUAAUGCAAUGGAAGUUUAUUUUUACUGAAAAUGUGAAUCUCAAGACUGAAUAAAUAUUUUCUUUUCUAUUA
Gadus morhua (Atlantic cod) is the source of this 2303-nucleotide messenger RNA. It is a transcript of the gene ift56, whose product is annotated as intraflagellar transport 56. The record is from RefSeq and is a predicted model, not a curated record. Gene Ontology annotation, cellular component: intraciliary transport particle B; ciliary base; ciliary basal body. Lineage: Eukaryota; Metazoa; Chordata; Actinopteri; Gadiformes; Gadidae. The transcript has 18 exons. The coding region runs from base 319 to 1995 and encodes 558 amino acids. Gene Ontology annotation, molecular function: protein binding; intraciliary transport particle B binding. Gene Ontology annotation, biological process: intraciliary anterograde transport; intraciliary transport involved in cilium assembly.